Messenger RNA from Anoplophora glabripennis (Asian longhorned beetle), 999 nucleotides. RefSeq lists its product as uncharacterized. The transcript has 4 exons. NCBI's taxonomy places the organism in Eukaryota, Metazoa, Arthropoda, Insecta, Coleoptera, Cerambycidae. The record is from RefSeq and is a predicted model, not a curated record. The coding region runs from base 118 to 999 and encodes 293 amino acids.
GCAAUGUUGGCACCAUUGUUUGGAUGGAUUUGUUAUGUUUAAUAAUCCUAACCUCAUUUUUUAAAUAAUUAAAUAGAAAGACAGUGACAGUAGGUAGGUACCUACAUAGUAUUUAUAAUGGAAAAUAAGGCUAAAAGAAUUGCUAAUUUUGGUGAUGCUGACAGGGCAUUACUAAUUAAAUUAGCUAAUUUAUACAAAAAUGUAAUUGAGUGCAAAAAGACGGACGCAAUUACUUGGCGGGAGAAGGAACAUGCAUGGCGUAAAAUUGAAAUUAAAUAUAAUUCGUCUACUACAGGACCUGCCAGAACUGCAAAACAGCUUAAAACAAAGUAUGAGGCAAUAAAGAAAACACUGAAAAAAGAGUAUAGCAAGCAUCGUUGUUAUGUACAAGGGACAGGUGGUGGUUCAUAUAUUGGUCCACCUAAUCCAAAAACAGAGGAUGAAAAAAUAUUAGCUAAUACGAUAGCUAUAAGUAUUCAAGGGUUACAGAAUACCACCGAUUCGGACGGUUUAGCUGGGUUAUCUGGUAUAACGUAUGAUAGUCAUUUCAAUAAUAGCGUAGAAAUUGAAACUAUAAACGAUUGGACACCACCUACUGCAAAUCUCUUACGUACUCCUGUUAAUCCAAAACUUCGACCAAAUCAGGACAAACAUAAAGUUAACAACACUUCAGAAUGCGAUUCACAAAAUGAUAUUUCGUUUAUAUCGCUGGAUACAGAUGAAUAUUCUGAGAAUAGAGCCAUAUUGAAGGAAGUACCACAAAAUAGUGUCAUUUCCUUCGAUACGGCUGAAUUUAACAAGGAAAAUACUGCUAUGAAUGAUAAUACUUACCAAAUAUCAGAGAAUACUAAUAUGGAAAAUAAUGAGCCAACAAAAAAAACUCGAUUCCGCGGGGACGCGGAAAACGGUAGCGCGGCCGACUAUAAUCAGCACUCAGCAAUGACGGAAGCCGGAAAGCAAACAAUCCGGGGCCUCUUAGGGAGUCUGAAGAGUUGCUGA